GUCAUGCCCUUCCCCCUCCUUCUCUGUGCAUAGCUCCAUGAGGCAAUAAGCUUCAGUGCACAGCCAGCAGCGUAUGCAUAGCGAAGUGACACAGGACAGCUGCAGAAGGAAAGAAGGAAUAGGCAGCUACUGAUGGAUCAACGGCAAAGAGAAGGUGAACCAAGGAAAUUUGACCCAAAGUUCAGAGGACCUAUUCAUAACAGGCAUUGUACAGAUGUCCUAUGCUGUGUAAUCUUCAUAGUCGUCAUUUUGGGUUACAUUGCAUUGGGAAUUGUGGCUUGGGUGCAUGGUGACCCCAGGAAAGUGGUCUAUCCGACUGACAGCCAUGGGCAGUUCUGCGGCCAGAAGGAUACCCCCAAUGAGAACAGGACCAUUUUGUUUUACUUUAAUAUUCUGAAAUGUGCCAGCCCAAUAGUUCUAAUUAACCUACAGUGCCCUACAACACAGCUUUGUGUCUCAAAGUGCCCAGAUAGGUUUGCAACCUACAUAGACAUGCAGGCUUCCUACAGAUAUAAACCAGAUCAGUGGAAUUACUACAGACAAUUCUGCAAACCUGGUUUUAAUAAUCCUUGGAAGUCUGUUGUCCAAGUUAUACGUGAUGAAGACUGUCCUUCGAUGAUCAUUCCAAGCAGACCUUUUCUGAAGAGAUGCUUUCCUGACUUCUCCACAAAGAAUGGCAUUCUGACUGUAGCGAAUCAGACCACAUUCAAGGAUGGAAGGGGAAAAACAAGAAAUGUGACUGAUCUCAGGGAAGCUGCAAAUGGCAUCAAUAAUGUUCUUGAUGCAAGAUCAAUUGGAAUGAAAAUAUUUGAAGACUAUGCCAGUUCGUGGCAUUGGAUUUUAAUUGGCCUGUUCAUUGCAAUGGUUGUGAGCCUGCUCUUCCUCGUGCUGCUGAGGUUCACAGCGGGGGUUCUCUUCUGGAUUUUCAUCUUUGGUGUGAUUGGAAUGAUAGGCUAUGGCAUCUGGCAUUGUUACUGGGAGUAUGAUCAUCUUCGGGGAAUACCUGGAUCUGACCUCACCAUCUAUGAUAUUGGGUUCCAGACUGACUUCAGAGUGUACCUGCAACUGAGGCAAACAUGGUUAGCAUUUAUGAUAAUACUUUGCAUUGUGGAAGUCAUCAUCAUACUGAUGCUGAUCUUCUUAAGGAAUCGGAUCCGGAUUGCUAUUGCACUCUUGAAGGAAGGCAGUCGGGCUGUUGGCUACAUAACAUCUGCACUAUUCUACCCAAUUAUCACCUUCAUUCUAAUUGCAAUCUGCAUUUCCUAUUGGGCAGUGACAGCUGUUUUCCUGGCUACUUCAGGAGAACCCGUGUAUAAAGUAAUGGCUAAUCAAACACUGUGCAAGUAUGCAAACCUGACCUGCGACCCAGAGACUUUUAACACAACCAAUGUGACCAAAUUGUGUUCUGGUGCUCAGUGUACUUUUGCUUUCUAUGGGGGAGAAAGCCUGUACCACAGAUACAUCUUCAUCUUUCAACUUGCCAAUGCUUUUGUCUUUCUUUGGCUGGUGAACUUUGCAAUUGCACUGGGUCAGUGUACCCUUGCUGGUGCCUUUGCCUCCUACUACUGGGCUUUUAGAAAACCUGCUGAUAUUCCCCCAUGGCCACUCUUUUCUUCCUUCGGACGAGCAAUACGAUACCACACAGGUUCACUGGCAUUUGGGUCUUUAAUUCUUGCAAUAGUCCAGCUGAUUAGAAUAAUCUUGGAGUACCUGGACCACAAACUGAAAGGUACACAAAAUUCCUUCACAAGAUUUCUGCUCUGCUGCCUCAAAUGCUGCUUCUGGUGUUUGGAAAAAUUCUUGAAGUUCAUCAACAGAAAUGCUUAUAUCAUGAUUGCAAUAUAUGGUAAGAACUUCUGUGCUUCGGCAAAGGAAGCAUUCUUUCUGCUGAUGCGCAAUGUGGUGAGAGUUGCCGUGCUGGACAAAGUUACAGACUUCUUAUUGUUCCUGGGGAAAAUUCUCGUUGCUGGUGGUGUAGGUGUUCUAGCUUUCUUUUUCUUCACACACAGAAUACAAGUAUUCACACAAGAAGCACCAACUUUAAAUUACUACUGGGUUCCCUUGUUGACUGUCAUUAUUGGUUCUUACCUAGUUGCGCAUGGGUUCUUCAGCGUCUAUGCAAUGUGUGUUGAUACACUUUUUCUCUGCUUUUGUGAAGAUCUGGAAAGAAAUGAUGGAUCCACAGCAAAACCCUACUUCAUGUCAGCUAGCCUGCACCGAAUUCUGGGGAAGAAGGAGCUAAGCCCCAAGAAGGCACUGGGAUAACGUUAAAAUAAUUCCUGAUAUCAGAACAAUAUGACUUUUAAACAGAAUGUGUAUAAAGUAGGCAAAAGUGAAAACUGUAAAUGAUGCUUCUGGUCAAUGGGAAAUUCUUUUUCUUUUUUGCUUGUAUCUUAAAAAUAUCUGCAAUUUGCUAACAUCCAACUAGAUAAGGAAAUGCUUAAACUAAUAGCUGUGAAACAAGGCCACAUUCUAGUUUAUAGAGUGCCUAUGAAAAAGGAAAGUGUAAAUUUGAAGCAUUUUUUAUCUGUAGCUCAAUAGUGUUUUAUUAACUUUUAUAACACAGGUUGCUGUCUCAAACGACAACAGUUUUGAUAACAUUUCUUUUUAUAACUGUAUAUUUGUAAAGGAUAUUCAGGCAAUUUUUGAAAGCACUACAGUGUAAUCUAAUCAGCCAUAAAAAGAUAGAUUGAGAUCUGAGAGCUAACCAGCAGAUGGGACUAAAUUUGUAAAUAUGGUGCUAUGGUUGUAUUUUUACUGUACAAGCUGGUUCACAGCUGUUUAAACUGUGAUUCUACAUGCAUUAGUGAUUCCCUGCAUAGAAAAACACAUUGAUAUUUUUAUCACUUCCAUUACAAACUGCAUAUAUUAAGAAAAGGGAGGUACCAUACAGGUUCAGUCUCAUUGAGGGUAGCCAAAGUUGGCAACACUUGCAGCUGCUUAUAGUGAGAUCUGCUAUAAAGAAACUCCUUUAGAAAUGGAAGUUAUGUUUAAAAAAUGACCUCAUUGACAGAGGGUUCCACUGUACUUGAAGAACAUAGUUUGUGAUUGAUGCAAACUUUCUAGCUAAAGCAAGAUGAAAAAUGUAUUGUCAGCUGAUGUGGAUGGGACAGGUCCUUGUCUUGGUGUCCCCUCCUCAUAAUGGCUCUCUGCUUUUGAGGCUAAGCUCCAGCUGAAGUACGGAAAGGAAAAGCUCAAUGCAGUUGUAUUCCUUAGAGGCAGAUCUUCACAGUCCUGAAUAAGCUUCAAGGACUUCCCAUUUCCUGUGUCUACCCCAGAAGGGCUUUCUCUUGAAUAAUGCAAGGUUCACCUUGCCCCCAAGGGCUGUGUACACUAUCUCUGCACUGUGGUCAGCUCCUGCUAGCCACAGAGUAAUAGGCCAGGACUAAAAAUCAAACCUGAUCCUCCUACAUGGUAAAGAGCACUCAGGAUUUAAAGCAAGGAGCCAGACACGUGAAGUUUCGUGUGUGGGGAAAAUCAUUUAAAUUGCAUAAUUAUUAAUGCAAGGACUAGAGGUAGCUCUGCAGUACUGGUGUCAUACAUGUUAUCGUUACACUAAGACCCUGCUCUACAAAGCUUUCUUGCAUGGAACUACCACUGAGGUCAACAAUAGCUCCAUCUAUUCAGGGCUCCCAGGAUGAACCCUUUCAUUACAUCAUUACACUUGAAGAGUAGUACAAAGACUAUAUUACUAAUACGGGCAUGAGGAAAGAAGAUUAUUUUAAAGGCUGUGUUACUGGGCCAAAAAUACUUCAACCUAUUCAAAUGCUAAACUAGAAAAAAUGUUCUAUUUCAGUUGAACAGUUCAUAGUAGUGCCUGAGGAAGGCUUUCUAGGAGUCCAUGUCCCAAAGUUAUUUUUUGUUCCACUCCCAAAGCAAACCAGGAAUCAAAAGUUAGAGCAGGGGCAUCCAAACUCAUUUGGCUCCACAGGCUGGAUCCAAACCAUGGUACUUCUUGCAGGCUGGACAGAAUCAGGGUGGUGGCUAUUCAGUGCAGCUGCUAUGGCUGCUGCAUUGGUGUGGCUCCAGAACCCAAGGGGUGCCCCUUGCACCCUCUUUUCCUCAGCUGCUGACUCUAGUUGCCAAGGAUGACUGAAGACCCCAAAUUUGGCAGCAGUCAAAGUGGGAAGCAUGCAGCAAUGGCGUUCACCCCCUGGGUUCUGCAGCCGCGCCAACUCAGCAGCUCUGACAGCCAUGGCAACAAUCCCUGUGGGCCACUUGCAGGACAUGCGGUAUGGCUGCCAUUUGAACAGCUCUAGGUGAGAGGAACACAACAGGUGGAAGGGGGAUACACUGACAGGUUACACUUGUGAAUGUAGAGGAAAGUUUGGUUAUUGAUUUUAGCCCAGAGCCUGAAUCCAGGAACCAAUUGAUGAUCAGUGAGUUAUUUAUUUGAAAUAAAGCUCCUGUGGAAGGGCAGGAGCAUCAGAGAUGUUGUUGGCAAGUGCUCUCAUUCCCCCAGCUCACUUUACAGUGGUACCUACAUCAGUUCUUUGCUAUGGAACGAGGUGAGGAGUGAAAUUUAGAACUUAAAAGAAUUAAAGACCUACAUCAGAGUAUCAGACUCAGCCCUGCUGGCCAGUUGAGGGAGGUGAGGCCAAUUCAUGGGCAGGAUCAGGCCCACAGACCAGCCCCACACGCUAGAGCCAGCAGGCAAAGCCAUCUGACGCAGGUACCACGUGGGGUGUGCCCCGGACCAGCCCUAUACACUCUGUGUAGCGUGCAUACCAGAUCCAGCCUACAUGCAGUAUGCACCAAACAGACUCCUGAGUGCCACUCGCAGCGUGUGGGGCCAGGGCUGUACGUGGCACACAUGGCUGGUUGAAGACCCACAGGCAGUACCUUGGACUGGAUCAUGGGGCUCUGCUGGCUGGAUCCAGUCCGUGAGCCAUGUCUUUAAUAUUCCUGGUCUACAUUUUCAAAAGUAAUUAGCAAUUUGGGGAGGCUUUCAUUUUUGAGAGCCCAUCCUGGGACACCUUUAACGGGUACUUAAAAGGCUGAGUACCCACCCCCUAAAGAUCCAGCCUUUUUUACAACAGGUCUCAAGCUUCUGAUCAUCCCUGUUGUUCUUCCCAUGCUAUCAGGUGCAUAAGGCAGGAGUCUCGUGUUGAGAGAGAAAAGCUGAAACACCAAACAUGCUACUCUUUUUUGAAAAUGUAGGCCUCAGUGAACUGUUUGGCCUUUGUACAACCAUGACCCUUCCAUGACUUAAAAGGCUUAAGAAGGAUCAAGCCCUUCUGUAACGUGGAAUAUCAUUGUAAUGAGUUAAUUAUUUUGCACAUAGAGAACCUGAAUUAAGAGAGGUAUAGUUCUGCAAUGGUUGGGAGAGUUUUACUGGGUGCUCAAGUUAACGAGCAUAUUUCUGAGUGCAGUACACUUUUCAUCCUAUGAAUGUAACCAUAGAACUUAAUAGGAAUGUGACAUAGUAAAAGUAGCAGUAAUACAGUCAUUUGACUGGAAGACUUUUGUAACAAACUAUGCAUUUGCUAGAAAAAUUUCUAAGGGCAAAAGUUUUAAACUGUAUUAUUCAGUGUUUAUAUACAGUAAAUAUAUAUAAAUAUAUACGUAAUUUUCCUCCAUUCAUUACUAUUUUGUGAGAAUUAUUUAGAAUAUAAGGGAUCAGUGUUCCUGAGAAGAAGAUUUAAAAGCCAUUUUCUUAGUGAAAUAGUUAAGAGAACUGUGACACUACAAAGCAAUAUCACCUAAAUUCUACAGUUAAUAAGACAGCUGCACGCUGUUUUAAAUGGUUUAAGAUGAAAAUUGGUAAAUGAGGAAACUGAAUAUUUUGGAAUGAAUUAAGCAGAAAUUACUACAGGUAUUCAAAACAGAAUAAAUCAUAUUUAUUUAUUUGUUAUAACAUCAAAGACUAAUUUGAUGCAAAUGACUGCUAACUUUGGACUGGAUCCUGCUGAUUUAUACUCCAAGCAAUCCCAGUUAAGUCAUUGGAUUUGGCCCUUUACUUUGGUAUUUGCUUUAAUAAAAAGAUAAAACUUCCAUACUUCCUCACAUCAGGGAAGUGAAAUAAUGGCCUAAGUAUGAUUCAGUAAGAUCAAAUAUAAUAGAGGUUUUGUUUCUUUACCUACUGAAGUUAAUGGCAAAAUUCCCAUUGAUUCUAGUGAAACAGAGGCAAGCCCUUAUAGUGACAAAGGGGUGAUUAUUAUCCCAACUUUGUUUACAGUAUAUUUAAAUGCCAAAAUGUCCUGUAUAGAAAUAUUUUGAGAAACCUUAAAGUGCUGUCGUGCUU
Alligator sinensis (Chinese alligator) is the source of this 6244-nucleotide messenger RNA. RefSeq names its product solute carrier family 44 member 5 (gene SLC44A5). Gene Ontology annotation, molecular function: transmembrane transporter activity. Lineage: Eukaryota; Metazoa; Chordata; Crocodylia; Alligatoridae. Gene Ontology annotation, biological process: transmembrane transport. The record is from RefSeq and is a predicted model, not a curated record. Gene Ontology annotation, cellular component: membrane. The transcript has 22 exons. Bases 133 to 2265 code for a protein of 710 amino acids.